AUGGCUGCUUCCGCUCCCAACCUCUUUAGCUUUGCGAAUAACGAUGCUUUGGCCCAGCAACUGCGGCCUUACGUGCUCCGCAUCCAGAACUCAGCCCUGAGCCGUCACGAUACUUUCCGCGUUGCCGUCUCGGGUGGCUCCUUGCCCAAGGUGCUGGCGCAGGCUCUCCUCUCGCCUGGAAAUGGAUCUCAGGAAGAUACUGCCCAGUUCUCCAAGUGGGAAAUCUUCUUCGCCGAUGAGCGCGCCGUACCCCUCGACCACGAGGACAGCAACUACCGUUUGUUGAAGGAUGAACUACUCGAUAAGAUCCCAGCGGAGCUUGGUGCCCCCAACGUGCAUACGAUCGACCCCGCCCAUGUCAACGAUGAGGACCCCCAGGAGCUGGCAGACUUGUACCAGGAGGAGCUCAUGCGCUCUUUUGCGGCCAAGGACAGCGUGAAGCUGCCCGUGUUCGACCUCAUCCUCCUGGGUUGCGGACCCGAUGGUCAUACCUGCAGCCUCUUCCCAGGCCACGAGCUCCUGCGGGAGAAGGAUGCUUGGACGGCAGCCAUCAGCGAUUCGCCCAAGCCGCCCUCGAAGCGCAUCACCCUUACUCUGCCGGUGGUCACGCACGCUCUCAACAUCGCGUUCGUUGCGACUGGGGGUGGAAAGAAGGAAAUCAUGAAGCAGAUCUUUGAUGCUGAGGAAGGAAGGGAUCUGCCAUCCUCGCUGGUCAACCAGGGUGCCGGUGAAAGAGUGAGCUGGUUCACUGACCAUGCGGCUGUAGAGGGCGUCGCUUUCCCGAGACGUGGCAGCUUGUAG
Messenger RNA from Aspergillus homomorphus CBS 101889, 801 nucleotides. Its product is annotated as 6-phosphogluconolactonase. Bases 1 to 801 code for a protein of 266 amino acids. Gene Ontology annotation, biological process: carbohydrate metabolic process; pentose-phosphate shunt. The record is from RefSeq and is a predicted model, not a curated record. The transcript has a single exon. Gene Ontology annotation, molecular function: 6-phosphogluconolactonase activity. NCBI's taxonomy places the organism in Eukaryota, Fungi, Ascomycota, Eurotiomycetes, Eurotiales, Aspergillaceae.